GUAGACCACUAGUCAGAGCCGCAGUAUCCACCCAACGACGGAACGGAUGUAAGGAUCUCCAUGGGAGCCGCAAUGUCGUCGCUGGAAUGCCCGUCAUCCUGGGAUCAAUCCGCUGUCAUGUAGCCCGUUCGCCGGGAUGACAACCUGUAGGCCAAUGUGUCCAAAUGCGUCAUCUGCGCCGUAAGAAAGCUCCAAUCGGAAUGCCAGCUUACAAGAAAUCGCUAGUGGCUAUGACGAGCUUUUGUUUUGGCAUUAUAUCCCUUCGCAAAGCACGGGACGAUACCAGGGACAUCUCUCCAGCUCUUGGAUCCCUCCUCAGCACUUCAUGCAGCUCGGUUCCUUCACUAACGAUCUUGAUCGUAUGCUUCAACGCUUGUCUCCAAUUCUCGUCUGGUCGACCACAAAUAGUCCGGCAAAUAUCUUGCGCUCGAGAGUAUACUGAUCCUUCUUGAGAGCUUGCUGUAAUGUACUCAUAACUCAUCUCUAGACGACCGCUA
Molecule: messenger RNA, 497 nt
Organism: Alternaria alternata
Lineage: Eukaryota; Fungi; Ascomycota; Dothideomycetes; Pleosporales; Pleosporaceae
Exons: 1
Coding region: 165-452 (95 amino acids)
Source: RefSeq, a predicted model, not a curated record